AUGUCCGAAUCAGAUCCUGGCUUUGUUGCUGCCCUCGAAGAAGCCAAGGCGGGCUUCGCUGAGGGCGGCGUUCCUAUUGGUGCGUGUCUGGUCAGCAGGGAUGGAAGUAUACUUGGGCGAGGGCAUAACAUGAGGAUUCAGAAAGGGAGCGCAACGUUGCAUGCUGAGAUCUCGGCACUGGAGAAUACAGGCAGGUUGCCGGCAAACGCUUAUGAGGGUGCCACUAUGUAUACGAGUCUAAGCCCUUGCGAGAUGUGCAGCGGGGCUUGUAUAUUGUACAAGGUGAAGCGGGUGGUCGUGGGCGAGAACAAGACCUUUGUUGGAGGCGAGGAGCACCUGCGGCGAAAGGGCAUCGAGGUCGUCGUGCUGGAGAACGAGGAAUGCAAGGCCUUGAUGGCUAGAUUCAUUGCCGAGAAGCCCAAUGUCUGGUGA
This is a messenger RNA of Cyphellophora europaea CBS 101466, 432 nucleotides long. RefSeq lists its product as uncharacterized. Gene Ontology annotation, cellular component: cytoplasm; nucleus. Gene Ontology annotation, molecular function: diaminohydroxyphosphoribosylaminopyrimidine deaminase activity. The record is from RefSeq and is a predicted model, not a curated record. The transcript has 2 exons. NCBI's taxonomy places the organism in Eukaryota, Fungi, Ascomycota, Eurotiomycetes, Chaetothyriales, Cyphellophoraceae. Bases 1 to 432 code for a protein of 143 amino acids.